Messenger RNA from Alnus glutinosa, 1894 nucleotides. Its product is annotated as E3 ubiquitin-protein ligase RHF2A. Lineage: Eukaryota; Viridiplantae; Streptophyta; Magnoliopsida; Fagales; Betulaceae. The record is from RefSeq and is a predicted model, not a curated record. The coding region runs from base 194 to 1486 and encodes 430 amino acids. Gene Ontology annotation, molecular function: ubiquitin-protein transferase activity. The transcript is spliced from 8 exons.
UUCCUUAGGAGAGCCACGUGGAGGAACUGUAUUGAGUGGAAGACCGAGCUAAGGUUCCCUUCCCUCGCUUCCCUUCCCUCUACAUAGUCUGAGUCUCCCAGGUCUUUGCUCUGUGCAUGUAAUCUAGGGUUUCUUCAAAUUCCUGCUCGAUCCCGUCUCUCUCUGCACGAAGAUCCCGUCAAUCACGAUUUUUAUGGAGGCAAUUUCGGCUCAGGGGAUGGAGGAGGCCAAGAAGUCGGAGUCCCAUUUGACAUCAGCCGCAGCUUUUGUGGAGGGUGGAAUCCAGGAAGCCUGUGACGAUGCUUGCAGCAUUUGCCUUGAAGCCUUCUGUGAUAGUGAUCCUUCGACGGUGACCAGUUGCAAGCACGAGUUUCAUCUGCAAUGUAUUCUUGAAUGGUGCCAGAGAAGCUCUCAGUGCCCCAUGUGUUGGCAAUCCAUCAGCCUGAAGGAUCCAACCAGUCAGGAAUUGCUUGAGGCAGUAGAACGAGAGAGGAGUUUUAGGUUCAAUCCAUCUAGAAAUGCCACUAUAUUUCAUCAUCCGACUUUGGGGGAUUUUGAGUUACAUAAUUUACCAGUAGGUGCAAAUGAUGCUGAACUCGAGGAGCGCAUAAUCCAGCACUUAGCUGCUGCUGCUGCAAUGGGACGAGCACGCCAUAUUGCAAGAAGGGAAGGCCACAGGAAUAGGUCAUCAGCACAAGGUCGUCCACAGUUCUUGGUAUUCUCAGCUCAUCCUAAUUCACCCCCUGCUGCUUCUGCUCCAGUUCAGAGGGGGGAAGGUGAAAAUGCUCAUGCAAUCGCUGUAGCUGCUAUAUCUUCCCCUCAUACGACUGUUGGAGAAGAACCUUCGCAACUCUCUUCUUCGGUACCGCGUCCCCAAACUGACCAGAUUUCUGCCUCAGCAUCAGGUUCAAGUGUUCUUGCUGCCAAUCAACGUGGAUCAGAUAGGUACUCUUUUGGCGCUACAUCAUUGUCAAAUUACUUUUGUUCGAUAAUAUUUCAUAAAUGCAUAUUUUUGUCUUUCAUUCUUUUGUUCUUUGUAUUAUAUUUACAUCAUUUCCCCUUCAGUAGGUCUUCUAGUCAACCAUUAUCAAGUAGUCAAGAUAGGGCAGGACCUUCAGAUUUCCAAUCUUUUUCAGACUCGAUAAAGUCUCGAUUAAAUGCAGUGUCAACAAGAUACAAAGAAUCCAUUUCAAAAGGCACGAAAGGGUGGAGGGAGAGAUUAUUUUCUCGUAACACUUCUAUGGCAGAUCUUGGUUCUGAAGUUAAAAGAGAGGUAAAUGUGGGGAUCGCAACUGUAUCACGCAUGAUGGAGCGUCUGGAAACCAGAGACAAUAGUAGAACAGGUGCUGCUUCUGUAUCAAAUUGUUUAGAGAAUACUUCUGUUGCAGAGUUAGAGAACCAGCAUACACCCGAGACUAGUGGUGACAAUUGUUUGAGAGACGCAAAUAAGCAAGCUUCAUGUGCUGCGGGUUCCAGUUCAACAUAAGCAUUAUUGCUCCUGCUUAAAGCAUUUCCUUAUAUAAAGAAUUCAUAUUUCCAUUUUCCGGGGAGAAUUGUAACUCUCAUGAAAGAUGCUUCUUUGAUAUCAGGUAGAACUGGCCUUUUCCAGAUAUGAAAAGCAGUGGAUAUGAUGCUUUUCCAUCCUCUCAAGGCCAUUUUGAUUGUCUCGUUACAUGUGAAAAAAAAGGGCGUAGGCAACUGAUAUCUAAUUUGGAAUAAAGAAACUAGAGGGACAUAGCUCCUGCAGUAGAAAUCAGUAUGUGUUUUGUAAAUUGAUUUAUAUGAAAGACCUUUGUGAAUUAUAUACUAUACAGAGUUGCACUGCUUUUAAGGAUGUUAUCAAUGAUCGCUUGGAACAUGAGUAUUUGAUAUGGUAUAAUCUUCCUCUUAUACA